CCUCGUUUCUUUUUAGUAUCUUCAUCGUUGUUUGCCAUGCCCAAUCCAAAAGGAGGCUUUCCAUCGUCUUUCUCGCCCGGUGAAAAUUAGUCGGACUGAGAGAAUAUUGAAUCAAUAGAGACCCUAGAUAUCAUGGAUUUUGGCUCAAUAGAGUUGAAGGUUAUAUCGGCUAGUGAUCUCAAAUGCUUCAAUUUCUUCCGAAAGCUAUCUUGUUACGCCGUCGUCUCCCUUGUCUGUGAUGAAUCCAAAAAAAAGCCAGAGCAACAAUAUCUGCAGCGUCAAAAAACACUGGUCAAUGAUGAAGCCAAGAAGAAACAAAAUCUGCAGCGUAAAAAAUCGUUUGUCAAUGAUGAACCGAAGAAGCUAGAGCGAAAACAUCGUCAGCGUCAAGAAACGCCGGUGGACAGAGUGGGGGAUAGGAAUCCUGAGUGGAAUCACGAGAUGCACUUUGAUCUUAAAGAAAUCACGGUUCUUGAUGAUGACUGCAAGCAGAAUCUUUUUCUGAAGUUCGCUCUUCGCUGUGAAGGUAUCGUUAUGGGAAAGAAAACCAUCGGCGAAGUGCAGGUUCCGAUAUUCAAGGACUUGAUUAACGAUGAGCUCAACGGAACUGUGAGGUUUAUGAAAUAUCAGGUUCGAACAAGUGACGGCAAGCCUAAUGGUGUGCUGAAUUUUUCUUGCAAGGUGAAGAAGAACUGCAAAACGAAACAGAAGAGGGUCGAAAUUGAGAGCCCAGAAGUGGACUCCUCAUCUGGAAUCCAUUUCUCGGAUGCGAAAGAAGUUCAAUACCCAACCCUGGAAGUCGAAAAUCAGCAGUCCCGGGAUAUAUGCUAUCCUUCACUGGAUGAUGUUCGCUCUGCUUCGCCCAGAAUGACCAUCCCGUCUCCCGAGAAGUACCACUGGAUGCCAGGACCCUACAUUCUGACGCCGCCACCCAUGCUGCCGCACUUACCCCCUGCCUGGGAGCAACCAGCGCGGUAUAAUCCUCUGCUCUCGAUGCAAACUCCGGGGACAUAUUGGAACAACCCGGAGCGGAUCAUGGGUUAUGGUUACACACUUACACCUGGCUUGUGGGGGUACUCUGGGGUUGGACAAUUGGGGACAAUUGAAGGCGAUGCAUCCAAGAUAGGUUCUGAGAUUAAAACACACACGGGCAUGUGAUUUAGCUGUGCAAUUUCGAUGACGGUUCUAGUUAUAGCUGGUCUGUUUUGAUGCUACGAUGUAGAUGUACCCAGUUCGUAAUGGUACUAAAUUGAUGUCAGUGUAAUCCCUUCUGUUAUAGGUAGUCUGUUUUUGUCUAUUUGCGUCAAAAUUUUAGGGACAGGAGUUGCAAUGAAUGAUUAGUUUCUCUUGUUGUUUCUCUGCU
Messenger RNA from Juglans regia (Persian walnut), 1363 nucleotides. RefSeq lists its product as uncharacterized. Lineage: Eukaryota; Viridiplantae; Streptophyta; Magnoliopsida; Fagales; Juglandaceae. Gene Ontology annotation, biological process: defense response. The record is from RefSeq and is a predicted model, not a curated record. Bases 133 to 1158 code for a protein of 341 amino acids. The transcript has a single exon.